UGAAGAUCCGUCUGCUGAGAUACAGGAUGAAUAAGUUAAUAAGUAAUUCCAGGAAGUUACAAAGGUUUAAAAAUGCUGACUUUAUAAAGCAAAGCUCUCACAAAGGGACAUUGUUCUCUAGCAACAUCAACAUGAGUAAAAACAGCUCUCCAGCCCCAGAACAGCCAUUGAGAUGCCCUGAUAACAGUGCAUUUAAACAACAGAAACUCCCUGCCUGGAAGCCCCAGCUCAGCCCUGCAUUGGUCCUCUCCACCUUCAUUGGAACUGGCUCCUUUUGCCUUGCUGUGGGAAUUGCACUUCUAUUGGCUGCAACAAGUGUCAAAGAAAUACAGAUUAACUAUUCAGAUAGAUGCUCAGAUUGUUCAAAACUGCGUGAAAACUCUUCUAACUGGGAAAAAGAAUGCUUCUGCUUGACCAACUUCACACUUCUGGAAAGUAUGCCGGGCAAUGUCUAUAUGUACUAUGGAUUACAUAACUUUUAUCAGAACCAUCGUCGAUAUGUUCACUCUAGAAGUGAUGCACAAUUACUGGGCCGGGAUGUAAAUAUUCAAAACAGUGCCUGCUCACCUUUCACUGUUUACCAAAACGGGACACCGAUGGCUCCAUGUGGUGCUAUUGCAAACAGCAUGUUCAAUGAUUCAAUAUCCCUUUUUUACUACCCUAAUUCUGCUACUGCUGUCCAAGUCCCAUUGCUGAAAAGAGGAAACACAUGGUGGACAGAUAAAAACGUGAAAUUUCGUAAUCCAACAUCACACAAUUUAUCUUCAGCAUUUGCUGGGACAGCAAGACCCCCAUACUGGCAGAAACCAGUCUAUUUAUUAGACAUGGAGAAUGAAGAAAACAAUGGCUAUAUAAAUGACGACUUUAUUAUCUGGAUGCGAGUGGCAGCCUUUCCUGCAUUCAAAAACCUUUACCGCCUCCUCAGCCACACCAAAGAAUUUGUAGAUGGGCUCCCUGCAGGAAAUUAUAGCCUACACAUAUCUUAUAAUUUCCCAGUUGCAAAGUUUGACGGGAGAAAGCAUGUUGUCCUCUCAACAGUGACAUGGAGUGGAGGAAGAAACCUUUUUCUGGGAAUAGCUUACAUCAUUACUGGUGCAGUGACCCUAUUGGCAAGCUGUGUCAUUAUAGCAGUUCACUUGAAAAUCAGAAAAAACACAAGAGAAACCCAGAAUCAAUUUAAAAAAUGAAGGAGGAACAAGAAUGCCUGGGGAGUGAGAGACUACGAAUAUGGGCUUUAACACCAUCAUUCUUGCUGGAUCAGAAGAAAUCUGGAAAUCUUAUUAAGGAACUCUAGCAAACAGAUUGAUUAGGCUACAGAUAUAUUAGUAAGUGUAUAUAUAUGUUAUAUCACUGUAGAACCAAGUCUAUCCCUAGUGCCUUCCCUUUCCAAUUCUUCAGUCACUUGUUAUAGCAGGACUAUGGCUUCCAAAGAUGUUCUCCUCAAACUACCAUAGGAUUUUAUUUCAUUCUUAGUAAAUCCAUUUAGGUCUAAUGGUUCAUGUGCAUUCUUGUUUACUUGAAGACAGUUUAAGUAAAGAGUCAUGUUGGUCUGCAGUAGAAUGGCAGGAUUAGAGUCCAGUGGCACCUUAGAG
Molecule: messenger RNA, 1592 nt
Organism: Eublepharis macularius
Lineage: Eukaryota; Metazoa; Chordata; Lepidosauria; Squamata; Eublepharidae
Product: cell cycle control protein 50C-like
Exons: 7
Coding region: 27-1187 (386 amino acids)
Biological process (GO): phospholipid translocation
Cellular component (GO): plasma membrane; endoplasmic reticulum; Golgi apparatus
Source: RefSeq, a predicted model, not a curated record